Molecule: messenger RNA, 1630 nt
Organism: Actinia tenebrosa (Australian red waratah sea anemone)
Lineage: Eukaryota; Metazoa; Cnidaria; Anthozoa; Actiniaria; Actiniidae
Product: fumarate hydratase, mitochondrial
Biological process (GO): fumarate metabolic process; tricarboxylic acid cycle; malate metabolic process
Cellular component (GO): mitochondrion
Molecular function (GO): fumarate hydratase activity
Source: RefSeq, a predicted model, not a curated record
CCGUCGUCCAUCUUGUGGUCCAAGUACACAUUUGCAUGCAGUAAUAUUUGUCCUGCUAGGGAAUGGCUUACAGGUUGAUCACGCUGUUAAAAACACCUGCAUAUCUUUCUCCUUUAGCUAGAUCACAUCUUAGACCAAACAGAGCUAUAUUAAGCCUUGUACGAGCCAUGGCUACGCGUACUGAAAGUGACAGCUUUGGAGAGAUACAAGUCCCAGAGGACAAAUACUAUGGAGCUCAAACUGCAAGAUCAAAAAUGAACUUUCCAAUUGGAGAUGAAAGUGAGCGAAUGCCACCUCCAGUUAUCCGUGCAUUUGGAUACUUGAAGAAAGCUGCAGCAGAAGUCAAUAAGGAAUUUGGACUUGAUCAGAGUGUUGCGGAUAAUAUCAUGAAGGCAGCAGAUGAGGUGAUAAGUGGCAAAUUGAUAGACCACUUUCCAUUGGUUGUCUGGCAGACUGGAUCAGGGACUCAGUCAAACAUGAAUGUGAAUGAAGUCAUUAGUAAUCGAGCCAUAGAAAUGAUGGGUGGAACGAUGGGCUCCAAGAAGCCUGUUCAUCCUAACGAUCACGUCAACAAAAGCCAGAGCUCAAAUGAUACUUUCCCUACGGCUAUGCAUGUAGCCUGUGCAGUUGAGGUCAACUCAGUUCUCAUUCCUGGUUUGAAGAAACUCCAUGCAGCUUUGAAUGAAAAGGCUGAGGACUUCAAGGACAUCGUAAAAAUUGGAAGAACACACACUCAGGAUGCCACACCCUUGACGCUGGGUCAAGAAUUCAGUGCUUAUGUCAGGCAGAUUGAGAAUGGUAUUGCACGUGUUGAGGCUACAAUGCCGAGAGUUUAUGAACUUGCUAUUGGAGGAACUGCUGUAGGGACUGGAUUGAAUACAAGAAUUGGGUUUGCUGAGAAAGUAUCUGCAAAGAUCGCUGAAUACACAAAACUGCCAUUCACAAGCAACACCAAUAAAUUUGAAGGGCUUGCUGCACAUGAUGCCAUGGUAGAACUUCACGGAGCACUCAACGUCAUAGCAUGCAGUCUGAUGAAGAUUGCUAAUGAUAUCAGGUUUCUCGGCUCAGGACCAAGGUGUGGCUUGGGAGAAUUGCUCUUGCCGGAGAAUGAACCUGGAAGUAGCAUCAUGCCUGGUAAAGUGAACCCUACUCAGUGUGAAGCCAUCACCAUGGUAGCAGCACAGGUCAUGGGUAACCAGACGGCAGUAUCAGUUGGUGGUAGCAACGGCCACUUUGAGUUAAAUGUCUUCAAACCAAUGAUUGUCAGAAAUGUGUUGCAGUCGAUUCGACUAAUUGGAGAUGCAAGCAGUGCAUUCACAGACAACUGUGUGGUUGGCAUACAGGCAAACAGAGAGAGGAUCGACUCAUUACUAAGAGAGUCUUUGAUGUUGGUGACGGCAUUGAAUCCUCAUGUUGGGUAUGAUAAUGCAGCAAAGAUUGCUAAAAAGGCUCACAAGGAGGGUACGACACUUAAAGAAGCAGCAAUCAGCCUCGGCCUUCUUACUAGUGAGCAGUUCGAUGAGUGGGUCAGACCAGAAGACAUGUUGGGACCAAAGUAAAAAAAGAUCCAAAUUAUAAAAAAAAUAAUCGGUGGAUUUUUGAUGAAACUCCUUGAUACAAACAAUGUUAG